AUGCCUAAAAGAGUUGGCAAUGGCAAGUUGGCUUUGCAUGUCCUUGCUUUGUCCUUUGCUGUGAAGGAGAUCAAUGAGGACUCCCAGAUCUUACCUAAUGUCACUCUCGGGUUCCACAUCUAUGACAGUUACUACAACCCAAGGAUGACCUAUCGCACCACUCUGGACCUGCUUUUCAAAUCUAAGGGAUUUUUUCCUAACUACAAAUGUGAUAACCAGAAGAAUCUCAUGGCCAUCAUUGGAGGGUUAGAUGCCUCUACUUCUUCCUAUAUGGCAGAAAGUAUAAAUCUCUUCAAGAUUCCACAGUUGACCUAUGGUUCUGUUGCUCAAGAAGAGUUCCAGGCUACUAAGUUAUCUUCACUUUAUUGCAUGAUGCCAAAAGAGGACCAUCAAUACAUUGGAAUUAUCAAACUUCUUCUCCAUUUUGGAUGGACGUGGAUUGGAGUCUUUACUUUUGAUAAGAAUAAGGCAGAACAUUUUUUGCAGAAAAUGCAUCCAUUGCUUUCCCAAAAUGGGAUCUGUUUAGCCUUCACACAAAAGAUUCCACAACAAGCCCCAUUUGAAGAACCUUCAGAAUUUCUAGAUCUAAUCUCAAUUAUUUCUAAUAAACUGAUAGAUCAGAAGGCCAAUGUUUUUCUUGUUUAUGGUGAAUCAUUCACGAUUGUAUGGCUCAGAACUGUUGUGUUUCUACGUGAUUAUGAAAAUAAAGAGAGUGCAUUAUUUAGGAAGGUUUGGAUCCUGAUGUAUCCAAUUGAUUUCACACUAAUAGGACAUCAAAGGGCUUGGGAUGUCCAGUUGUUCCAUGGAUCUCUUUCCUUUACAGUGCAUUCAAGAGAAGUUCAAGGCUUCAAAGAAAUUCUUCAAGUCAUCAAACCUUCAGUGCAGAAGGAUGGAUUUCUUAAAGAGGUUUGGGAGCAAUUGUUUGACUGUUCACUUUCAAAUGAACAAUUACCCUCAAUGUCCAAUGAAACCUGCAGUGGAGGAGAGAAUUUGGAGAAUCUGCCUGCUCCUCUGUUUGAGAUGCAGAUGACUGGACAAAGCUACAGUAUCUACAAUGCUGUUUAUGUGGUGGCACAUUCUUUGCAUGAGGCAAUGAGAUCAAGAGCCCCACAAGAAACUCAAUGGUUUGAAUUUCAAACUCUGCAGCCUUGGCAGCUCCAUCCAUUUCUUCAAGGCAUUUCUUUUAACAAUUCAGUUGGGGAGAGAGUCUUCUUGAAUGAGAAAGGGGCAGCAACAGGAGGAUUCGACAUCACCAACUUGAUCACUUUUCCAAACAGAUCCUUUCAGAGAGUUAGAGUUGGCAAAAUAGAUCCCAAUGCUCCAAAAGGGAAAGAAUUAUUCAUUGAUGAAGAUUGGAUUGUCUGGCACCCUGCUUUUAAUCAGGUAGUUCCAAUUUCUCUGUGUAAUAAUCAUUGUUCCCCCGGAUAUUGGAAGAAAGGAAUGGAAGGAAAACAAUUCUGUUGUUACAACUGUGUUCCAUGUCCAGAAGGGAAGAUUUCAGAUCAAAAUGAUAUGGAUAACUGUUUUGAAUGUUCAGAAGAUCAUUAUCCAAAUAAAGAAAUGAAAGGAUGUCUCUUAAAAAUGAUGGUCUUUCUAACUUUUGAAGAAAGCUUAGGAACUGGUUUAGCCUCAGCUGCUCUUUAUUUCUUCUUCUUGACAUCUUGGGCACUUGGAAUAUUUAUUAAGCACCGGGAUACUCCCAUUGUCAAAGCCAACAACCGGUCCCUUACCUACACCCUCCUUAUCUCUCUUCUGAUCUGUUUUCUCUCCUCGUUGUUGUUCCUCAGCCAGCCUGGCAAAGUGACCUGCCUUCUUCGACAACCAACUUUUGGCAUCACCUUCUCAGUGGCCAUUUCUAGUGUACUGGCCAAAACCAUCACUGUGAUUGUGGCUUUUAUGGCCACUAAACCAGGAUCUCAGAUAAGAAAAUGGGUUGGAAAAAGAUUAGCUUUUUCUACUGUCUUUUCCUGCUCCAUCAUCCAAGUAUGUAUUUGUAUUAUUUGGCUGUCAACAUCUCCCCCAUUCCCUGAGAUGGACCUGUACUCAGAGUCACAAGAAAUCAUUUUACAAUGCAACGAGGGGUCAGCUACAUUCUUCUAUUGUGUCUUGGGCUACAUGGGUAUCUUGGCUAUUUCCAGCUUUAUUGUGGCUUUUCUUGCCCGCAAAUUACCUGACAGCUUUAACGAAGCCAAGUUCAUCACCUUCAGCAUGUUGGCCUUUUGCAGUGUGUGGGUCUCCUUCUUUCCAGCCUACCUGAGCACAAAAGGCAAAGUCAUGGUAGCUGUGGAGGUCUUCUCCAUUUUGGCCUCCAGCUCUGCAUUACUGGGAUGCAUAUUUUUGCCAAAAUGCUACAUCAUUGUUUUUAGGCCUGAGCUAAACCAGAGAGAGCAACUAAUAAAGAGUACUUAG
Messenger RNA from Protobothrops mucrosquamatus (brown spotted pit viper), 2409 nucleotides. Its product is annotated as vomeronasal type-2 receptor 26-like. The coding region runs from base 1 to 2409 and encodes 802 amino acids. Gene Ontology annotation, biological process: G protein-coupled receptor signaling pathway. The record is from RefSeq and is a predicted model, not a curated record. NCBI's taxonomy places the organism in Eukaryota, Metazoa, Chordata, Lepidosauria, Squamata, Viperidae. The transcript is spliced from 6 exons. Gene Ontology annotation, cellular component: membrane. Gene Ontology annotation, molecular function: G protein-coupled receptor activity.